This is a messenger RNA of Linum trigynum, 520 nucleotides long. The record is from the annotation of a GenBank genome assembly. Lineage: Eukaryota; Viridiplantae; Streptophyta; Magnoliopsida; Malpighiales; Linaceae.
CCGGGCAGCCGCGGAUUGCCGGGGAAUGGGUCGUUUUGGCUUCUAGAAGGGAAUGGGAGGAGGAUCGGAUGCAGUAUACCCUGCCAUGAUGACACCUAAAGCCGAUCGACAUCGACCGAACCGACAUUGGGAAACGGGUCAAGGAUUCGGGUUUAAGGAUGGAGGCUGGAGCGAUGAGGAGGAAGGGUGGGGCUUCGACAAUCAGGCAUGGCAGAAACCGCAGCACGGGAGUCGUCGGGAUCCUCAACAAGGCGGUCACGGCUUAGGCAGGUAUGAUGGUUACAACUCUGUGUAUGAAGGAGAUGAUGAGCUGAUGUUUAGAGCUAAGCCUCCGACCAUUGAGUUUCCAAAAUUCAAUGUCCAAGAGGAUGCAAGGUUGUGGAUUUAUGUGGCAGAAAGGUGGUUUAAGAAUCACCCUACCUGAGAGGAGAGAAAGGCGCAGCUGGCGUCUUUCUACUUGGAGGGUGAUGCGCUCCAGUGGUGGGAAUGGAUGGAGCUGUAGUAAAAGUUUGGGAAGUCU